AGUAGAACGACAUUAUCCGAUUACGGGGCAAGAAUCAUUUUAGUCUUAAGUUUGAUUUUGACUUCGAUGGGAUUUUUUAAUAUAGUUUCAACGAUACCUUCGAACCUAGGGGAUAAUACUGCUCAACAACUAGAGACUACAAAUCCUUAA
This is a messenger RNA of Funneliformis caledonium, 150 nucleotides long. NCBI's taxonomy places the organism in Eukaryota, Fungi, Glomeromycota, Glomeromycetes, Glomerales, Glomeraceae. The record is from the annotation of a GenBank genome assembly.